UUUAUAUGCUGGAGCCGCGGAAUGCCGAAACAUCCCACUUAACCAAACAAUACACAAAACCCUGGAUCUCCGUACUUUCCCACGCUCUGUCGCUGCAUUUUCUUCACACCAAUUCUUCGUUCGUUCUUCUUCCAAUCUUUCUUUGAUUCGGCAUUGCAUCACUCUCAGAAUUUUUUCACAAAAUCCGAUCAAAUCAAAUUGAUGAAGAACAACUUGAUUUGUGGUUCGUGGUCCUUCAUACACUCUUGUAAAACGGAGGAAAAUUUCAAUGAUGGAUAUGAUAAGCACUUUACCCGAUGAGAUUCUCUGUCACGUUCUCUCCUUUCUCAAAACCAAACAAGCAGUUGCCACAAGCAUUCUUUCGAAAAGGUGGAAGCAUCUCUGGCUAUCAGUUCCCGUUCUGGACUUCAGCCGCACUCGAGUGACAGACCAACAGGCCAAUUUUCGCUUUCAUGACUUUGUUUACUCGGUUUUGUUGUCACGAGAUUCUGCACUUCCCGUUAAGUUUUUUCGCCUCUAUGUUAUGUACAGUUAUACUCAACAUGUCAAUCUUAUCAUGCCCAGUGUGUCCAAAUGGAUCAACUUUGUGCUACAACGCGGAGGACUUGAGUACCUUGAUCUCUACAUGGACACGUCGGGUUGGCCUACAUUGCCUAUUAACAUUUUAAGCUGCACAACCCUAGUGGCUCUCAAGCUUUGUUUUUUCAGGGUUGUAGACCAUAGGUUUUCUUCCGUUUUAUUACUUCCCUCGCUCAAAACCCUUCAUUUACAUCUUAUAAGGUUCGCAAAACGUCAAGAUUUUAUGUUUCUUUUAGCUGCAUGUCCAAAUCUUGAGGAUUUACUCAUAUCUGCACUAUUGUUUGAUGAUGAGGAGGACUCUCUAAGCUGUAACGAAUGGAAAAACUUUAGCUUAAGUAACUUGACCAAAGCCAAUGUUGAUUCCUAUUAUUUUCAAUUUCCAAUGAAAGUACUUCACAAUGUACAGUCUCUGUCAAUGUGCAUUGCUCAGGCGCACUGCUUUAAUGACUCUAUUCCUACUUUUCAUAAUUUGACUUGCAUGCACCUUGAGUCCCUCAAUAAUCGUUGCCAUUUCAUAGUAGAAGUUUUUAAACACUGCCCUAAGCUUCAAGAGCUAUAUGUUGACGAGGACGGCAUGAACUCGAAUUACCAAACAUGGACUAAAAAAGAUGACAAAGAAAAUUGGGUGGACCCAAAUUUUGUUCCGCAAUGCCUUUCAUUACACCUUAGAGUUUUCUGUUUUUCCAGUGUCUUUGGCCUACAAGGUGAGCUUCAGCUAGCAAGGUAUAUUUUGAAGAAUGCAAGAGUUUUACAAACCAUGAGAAUCUCUACCAUCGGAGAACCCGAAAUAAAAGAACUAUUAUCCUCAUUCCCAAGGGCCUCCUCAUCAUGUAAACUCACAUUUGUUCAUCUUCCACGUGAUUAUUCAAGUGAGUCUGAUUCGUCUUUGGAUGCAAAUGAAACAUCUAUCGGUAGCGAUGCUUGAUGAUUUUUAGGUUCCUUUAGUAUAAAACUUAAUUAGUUUUAAGCUAUCAUGAAUUUUGGGUUGUAUUAUCCACGUUUGAUAUUCUAUACGUAAAUGUUUGGAUUGUACUAUUUAUGUUAUCAUGGUCAUGUUUUAUGGAAAUUUGAGUACUUCUG
This is a messenger RNA of Trifolium pratense (red clover), 1659 nucleotides long. Its product is annotated as F-box/FBD/LRR-repeat protein At4g26340-like. The transcript is spliced from 6 exons. The record is from RefSeq and is a predicted model, not a curated record. Bases 269 to 1504 code for a protein of 411 amino acids. Gene Ontology annotation, molecular function: protein binding. Lineage: Eukaryota; Viridiplantae; Streptophyta; Magnoliopsida; Fabales; Fabaceae.